AUGAAAGUCAUGGAGAAAAAUGUGAUGCGUCUGGUGGCUGUGCAACACCUCCGCGCAGUGUAUGGGAUAAAGACAAAGAACUGGAACAAAAACAAAGCCAGCUGUAAGUCAACAGCCAGCCACUCGACACAAGUUUUCGGGCUUUCACUGGAGAACUUACCAUACUACAAUAUGGAAUGUGGGAGCGUGCCAAGCUUCCUGGUCGACUCGUGUAUGAUGCUGCUGGCACAUGUGGACACAGAGGGCCUGUUCAGAAAAUCGGGCUCUGUCAUCCGCCUGAAAGCACUCAGGGCAAAACUGGAUGCGGGUGAGGAGUGUCUGUCCACUGCACUUCCCUGUGACGUAGCCGGUCUGGUGAAGCAGUUCUUCAGGGAGCUGCCGGAGCCUGUUCUACCCACAGAGCUGCAGGAGGCCUUUCUCAAGGCCCAGCAGCUCCCCACAGAGGAGGAUAGGACCUCUGCCACCAUGCUGCUGUCUUGCGUACUACCCGACAAAAACCUGAGCAUCCUGCGUCACUUUUUGGACUUCCUCCACAAUGUGUCUAUGAGGAGUGCAGAGAAUAAGAUGGAUAGCAGUAACCUGUCUGUGAUCUUGGCUCCCAACAUCCUUCAUGCUGGAGACGGUACAGAGAAGAUGAACGCCAACACUGAGAGACGCCUUAAGCUACAGGCAGCUAUAGUACACUGCUUCAUAGAGAACGCCCACAUCUUUGGUGUGUUGCCACAGUUUCUUCUCGAGAAAGUUCCAGCCAUGAUGGGCUGUGAGGCGGGGGUUCUGUCCCCUACUUACGACAGACUUGAGGAGCUGGACAUAAACUCAGGGAUGAAGAAGAGACACAGACGCAGCUUUGGAGUCUUUUCUUCUGCCACUCCUGUGAUUGCAACCCCGACCUCAAAGCGAAAGCUUCCUGUGGAAUCCGGUCACUCGUUUGGAUUCUCAAACAAGAAACGUAGAUCUGUCAAAAAGACCCUUGGGAUAGAUUUACUUCCCAAUACUUUGUUCAGCGCGGCCUCCACACCUGGAUCAGCCUACAGUGCUUCUGGGGUCUUGGACUCUUCCCAAAAUACCCACGAGUCAGCAGGGAAGUCUAGAAAGCAGUCAGCUGUCUCUGUGAGGAGGACGAGCCGACGACUCGGCAACAAGCAUGCUGUCAACAGAGUUGAGUCCGGAAGAGCUGGCUGCUUCUCUCCUAAAGUUGGGAAAAAAGAAGCGGCGCGCAAAUCUCUGCGCUUGCGUUUUAGCCUGGGGAAGAGCAGCAAGGAGGCUGGAUCUGAGUCCAUUGGCUGGCGGCUUGCCACUCAGGAGAGCACCACCAGUUUUCGUUUCACCAAAGAGACAGAGUUCAGUCCAUCUGUUCUGCCUAGAAAAGCGGAAUCCAAAAGCUCCAAGUACAUCAGUAAGUCUGAAGACAACCUACUGACCCCCCAAUGUGACUCAAGUGCCCACCAGACCUCGUGGAGCGGGGAGACUCCUGACGGAGCGCAGGCUUUCAGCAGAGGAGCUUUCACCGACACCCCCAUGAACAUGUGCCUAAAGAGCAACUACAUGUCUCAGCCGACCAUCGUCGUAUCAAAGCCCCCGGCUGUGGCCGGCUUUCCAAAGAAGCUGUGUUGUGCUUCCAGCGCUGAGAGCCUCGAGAGCGACAGCUCCAUCACUGGAGCCCAGAGCCAAACUGCUCCCACCCUGUUGAAAAUAAAGAAGGCCUUCACGCAGUCGGGCAGUGACCUCCAGGACCUCUGCAACUCUACCGGGACACAACCAGCAGACAGCCCACUCCCUCCACCUGAGACUCCCUCAGUCAAAGUUCUGUCUGUGGCCACGGGGGCCCCCAGCUUCCCAGCUCGGCAGAGCCUUCUGGCUAGUGAACAGAACAUUACCUUUGGCCAGAUUGAAAUUGCCGCUUUAUCGCCUUUGCAUAUUGACAGUGUAAUCUUUGAGUCUGGUGUGUACUUUACUCCAGCAGGACAGGCUGAUAAAGGUUCUUUCUGCGCUGCUCCCAUUAGUAGCCACAACAGCUCCAUGGUGGGAGAAAGUGAUACGGAGGCAGAGCAGGUGAACUGCAGCCGGUUGAUUGACGCUCUGGACAUCCAGAGUCCUGCUCUCUUCAAACUGUGCGUCUCCUCCGGGCUGCAGUCCACUCCGUACAGGCUGGGCCUUGAAAUCAGAGAUGAGUUCCGUACGCCGCCUAAGAUCGGUACGCUAGUCCGAGCGCUACACGGCGAAAACGAAUCUUCCCCAGAGAGUGGUGCCCAAAUCCAAAACCACCAACCCCUCUCGCCAAGCAGCCUGGAGACCGAAAAGCGGCGGGUGGCUGACCACAUUCAUCACUUCAACAAGCUCACCCUUCACUCUCCCAAGGGCGCCCUGGCCAAACACGUCAGAUCGCCGCUCAAGUUCCAGCGAACCCCCGUGCGUCAGACUGUCCGCAGGAUAAACUCUGUCCUGGGAGAGAGCAGGAGGCCCACGAGAAAGGCAGAACUCGGCUUCAGCCAGAGCGGCCCGUUGGGGAAAGCAGUGAGUCUGGAGAGCGGCCUCUCCCCCCUUCCUCAGCUCCAGCCUUUCCAUGGACACAAACAAGCGGGACUGUCCAACAGCAUGUAUCCCAUAAAGAGACCACCUCCAGUCCCACCCAAAAAGCAGAGCACCUUGGCGCGUAAAGCGAAGACGUGCGCUCUGGCUGACAUGACCAACAAGGUCCAGCCAAAAACCAAAGUGGACAGCUUUGUCCGUGAUCCAUCAGGAGUUCAGAAGCCUCUCGUGCAGCAGGUCGUAGAGAAGGACAGGAGCCAUUACAGAGGAUCCCCCAGAAACCCCCUCAACCUAUUACGACUGAUGUCUGCCACCAAGCCUGUUGAUUUAUAGUUUAAAACCUUUUUUUUUGCCUCUUUUUGUUUGGCCUCCUCCUCACUGUGCAGGUCUCUGUCUGCUUGGACUAAAUGACGUUAAACUUUCCCUCCUAAUAUCCAUAUUUUCAGGGGUUUUAAUUUAUCUUUUGAGCUACAGUAGUUGCUGUUUGUUUUGGGUUAGGGUCUUAAUGGGAGAAUGUUCAUAUGCCUUAUGUUUGUUUUACUCUAGUAAAACAAGUUUAGGAGUUAAAUAUUGACACAUCAGCCUACAGGAUUGUUGUGUAGUGUUUUAGACUGUAGUGUGUGUGCAAGGCAGAUUAUGUGAAAUGUGAUUGAUGGUAUGACUGGAAAUGUUUUAGAUCAAGUCUUAUGCUUUUAUUUAUGCAUUUUAUAUCUAAUCCUUAGUUAGAUUUCUUAAAAAAACAAAACUGUUUACUGAAGUUGAAGUUGUUGUUUUUUUAUUACGGAAUAUGUUCAUACUGUCUCGACAUGAAGAGAAGGAAGAAGAAGAAGAAAAAAGCACCUUUUUUGUGGGAUUUUAUGACUAAAACAAAAAGCCAAGCAGUAUUGAUCAGUCUGUGUAUUGCAGUCCAUUAAUUUCUAAACCAACAACCAGUCAAAUGCUUUGCCAUGUGAACUGCUUAAGACAAAUAAAUGAAUCGGCAUAUACCUUU
Cottoperca gobio is the source of this 3520-nucleotide messenger RNA. It is a transcript of the gene arhgap11a, whose product is annotated as Rho GTPase activating protein 11A. The record is from RefSeq and is a predicted model, not a curated record. Lineage: Eukaryota; Metazoa; Chordata; Actinopteri; Perciformes; Bovichtidae. Bases 1 to 2862 code for a protein of 953 amino acids. Gene Ontology annotation, molecular function: GTPase activator activity. Gene Ontology annotation, biological process: signal transduction. The transcript is spliced from 11 exons.